AUCAAUUGUAGCAUAUUCUACAUCGAACGCGCCUAAACACAUAUGUUGCCACAGUCGUGCCAGUAUGCAAAUUUGUUUGAUACCAUAAGAUCAGUCGGCCCCGUUUGUGACCUUUUACAACAUGGCGCUGUCCAAGGUAACGGAUGUGCUAGCAGACCUCCCUGUGGCUGUGAAGGUUGCAGGCGGGGUCGUUCUCACAGGGGCAGUUCUGACAGGUGUGUGGAAAGGAUUUCGGUCUCGCCGAACUAUCAGGAAGGAAUAUCCACGAGAUACCAUUGUUAUUCAUCAGAUAGGGCGGGGUCCAUACGUACCCAGUCUCACGCCUUUCGCCAUAAAAUUAGAGACGUAUUUGCGAUUGGAGGGCAUUCCCUACGAGGUUGUACAUAGCUGGUCUAGGAGAAGCACGAGAACAGGAAAAGUGCCCUUUUUGGAAUACAAUGGAGAAGAAAUCCCAGAUAGCGAGUUUAUACUUGAGUUCCUUAGUAAAGAGAAGAAUUUUGACAUGCACAAAGGGCUCACUAAAGAACAGAUAGGGGUCGGCAAAGCUUUCCAAAGGAUGGCCGAGGAAAAAACCUACUGGUGCUUCGUGGCUGAUCGAUGGGUUCUUGACGAAACCAAUGGAAUUUGGAAGUCCUUCAAUGUAUCUCCAUUUCUCGCGAGAUUAAUGAAACGCGGGACUCGGAAGAGGUUAUAUAAUAAUGGUAUAUUACGGCACACACCAGAGGAAAUACGUCACAUCAUGUCCGAAGAUCUGAAAGCACUGUCGUACUACCUAGGAUCAAAGAAAUUUCUGUUCGGCGAUAAAGCCUGUAAAUUUGACUGUGCCAUCUUUGGCAUUCUGGCAGAAAUCAGAUGGGCGUCGUUUGGUGGGUUUGGAACGUCUGUCAUAAAAGAAUAUCCCAACCUCUGUGACUACUGUGAGCGAAUGAAGGACACUUUCUGGCCGGACUGGGAUAAUUAUAAAGAGCGUGAUGGUACCAAGUAAUCAAAAUGUCUUCAUUUACCCCACAUAAUUGGACAAUUGAUUGGUGUUGUUGAGAUUAGGCACCAAGUUGUUUUGUUUUAGAGAUUGAGUUGUCAAGUCUAGUGCUAAUAUCUCUAUGCUAAUAUGUUCAAAGAUGUCAUCUAUGACAAAAAAGCUAAUAGGCCACAAGCCUACAAACAAGAAUUCACUCGUCAGGCACUACAAGUCUGAGGCCUAACAGGAGACAAGAUCAAAGGGAGUGGUGAUGAUAAUGCUGCUGAUGAUGAUAAUGAUGAUGAGCCCUUGUUUUGAAUGAGGAUAUAAUCUGGCAAGUGUAAUUCCUUAAUCAGAUGAUACUGGCUGGGAAAUACGUUAUCAUUACUUAAUUAGUUCAUAUUAAAUUAUUCAGUCCAAUAA
Molecule: messenger RNA, 1381 nt
Organism: Ylistrum balloti
Lineage: Eukaryota; Metazoa; Mollusca; Bivalvia; Pectinida; Pectinidae
Product: failed axon connections homolog
Exons: 8
Coding region: 122-985 (287 amino acids)
Cellular component (GO): cytoplasm
Source: RefSeq, a predicted model, not a curated record